Messenger RNA from Diatraea saccharalis (sugarcane borer), 603 nucleotides. The record is from the annotation of a GenBank genome assembly. Lineage: Eukaryota; Metazoa; Arthropoda; Insecta; Lepidoptera; Crambidae.
AUGAAUGAUAUAUUAAAACUAUUACCCAUAUAUUUUCCAGCUGCCUUCAAUGCUGAUGUUCUUAGAAAACUCAACAUCGACAUUGGCACUCUGCCGCAAAGAUCUCAACAUAUAUUACGUCAGACAGCAGAUAAUCUAUAUUCCCUGAAAAUAGACCAGCUAGAUUCUACGGCUAUCUCUCUUCAACACUCCAGGCUUGAAGUGGAGCGAAUGGAAGGCGAAUAUGAAAUAUUAAAGGUUAAGCAGAAAAAUGCAGAGUUACAAAUGAAAAUAGAUAGCAACAAAAUGUUUUUGAAUGGCCUUAGAAGAGAUUUAGAAUGUUCGAAGGAGUUCUUGGCAUCGCAAACCCCUAAUCCUGAAAAUAUACGAGAGCAUUUUAGGCAACUAAAGUUAAAAGUAGCUACAUAUGAAGAGAACUAUGAAAAAGCAAUGGCCAAAUUCAACAAAUUGUCGGUACCACCCCACCUGUAUCCCAAGUCACUGUUGACGCUAGCGAGCACGCUGGCGACGUUACGUGCCGAGGCGGAAACGUUACGGCAACGUGCCGACGACGUGUUGCUCGCGAGAGAAGCGAGGAGUACCAUCAACAGACUGAGGAGAUAG